This is a messenger RNA of Haplochromis burtoni (Burton's mouthbrooder), 5506 nucleotides long. Its product is annotated as NLR family CARD domain-containing protein 3. Gene Ontology annotation, molecular function: protein binding. The transcript has 9 exons. The record is from RefSeq and is a predicted model, not a curated record. Bases 83 to 3232 code for a protein of 1049 amino acids. Lineage: Eukaryota; Metazoa; Chordata; Actinopteri; Cichliformes; Cichlidae.
CACUUGAGGAACGCCCAUUUCAAAAAAAAAAAAAAAAAAAGAACCUGAAAAAAAGCAAAUGACAGCCACAUAAAGAGCAGGUAUGGAAGCUAUUAAAGAGACUGAAGAUUCUCCCAGUGGGACAGAGCUGGAGGACUCAUCCUGCAUAUCCAUGGGUAGCGACAGAUCCAUGAAGAAUCGUACAAAUUUUACAAAAGAAAAAAUGGACAGGGACGGGCAUGAUUUUCCAGAGACAAAGGAGCUGGAUGGAGAUGUCAUAUUUAAGCUGGUGGAAACCCAUGGCAUGGAGAUUUUUAUGAGUGAAAUUGGAAGGUAUAAAAAGAUGCUCUUUCCACACCUGUCACGCUAUUCUACUGAAAGGGAAAAGCCAGAUGAAGACAAUCCGUCUACUGAAAAUACAAAGCAAGACACGAGUGCCAGUGAAGGGGUUUUGAGGAUUACAUUACACGUCUUAAAUGAAAUUGGCCAAAAGGAGCUUGCUAACAAACUGGAGAAACAUAUUUAUGGCGAGCUUGAUGUCUGCCAGCGCAAACUCAGACAAAAACUGAAAAGGUUUGAAUACAUUUAUGAGGGAAUAGUACGGCAUAGGGACCAGACUCUUCUCAACAAGGUGUACACUGAGCUCUACAUCACAGAAGGACUCAGUGAAACUGUUAACAAUGAACAUGAGGUCAGGCAGAUUGAGGCAGCAUCGAGGAGAUCAAUGACAAAAGAUAAGCAAAUCAAAUGCGAAGACAUAUUUAAUUCUCUUUGUGGAUCCCAUAGAUUCAUCAGAACUGUGCUCACUACAGGCAUUGCUGGUAUUGGAAAAACUAUCUCUGUGCAGAAGUUUAAUCUUGAAUGGGCAGAAGGAAGAGUUAACCAGGAUAUUCAGCUCCUUAUUAAUUUACCAUUUCGGGAGCUGAAUCUGAUGAAGGAGAGAAGAUGCACUCUAACAGAACUUCUUCACAAUUUUCUCACAGAGGCAAAAGAGUCAGGAAUUUCAGAUUUUAGCAAAUAUAAGCUUGUGCUGAUAUUUGAUGGGCUGGAUGAGUGCCGGCUUCCUCUUGACUUCAACAACAAUGAGCCUCGUUCUUGUGUCUCAGAGCAAGUUCCAGUAGAUGUGCUUCUCACAAAUCUGUUCAAGGGGAACCUGCUGCCCUCUGCGCACAUCUGGAUUACCACCAGACCCGCAGCUGCACGUCGCAUUCCAGUUAACUGUGUUGAUCGCGUGACAGAGAUACGAGGAUUUAAUGAUCCACAAAAGGAAGAAUACUUCAGGAAAAAAAUCUCUGAUCAAAACAUGGCCAGCAGAGUCAUUUCACAUGUUCAGUCAACCAGGAGCCUUCAUAUCAUGUGCCAUAUUCCAGUCUUCAGCUGGAUAUCUGCCACUGUCCUGCAGAAGAUUUUAGAAGAAAAAAGCCACGAGAGUAGAGGAGAAAUGCCCAACACACUGACAAAAAUGUACACACAUUUUCUUGUGCACAACUCACUGAUCAAAUGUCAGAAGUAUUCACUCAGUGGAGAGGUUUGCGAAACCCAAUCACAGGUCAAAAUGAAUGAAGAGAAUAUCUUGAAGCUUGGAAAACUAGCCUUUGAGCAGCUACUGAAGGGAAACAUAAUCUUCUAUGAGAAUGAAAUCAGCGAGUACGAAAUAAAUGUCAGCGACACUGCAGUAUAUUCAGGAGUAUUCACAGAGAUCUCAAAGAAUGAUUUUGGAAUUCAUCUAAAGAGAUCAUAUUGCUUUGUGCACCUCAGCAUUCAGGAGUAUUUUGCUGCAGUGUAUGUUUUCCACACCUUCAUUUGCUCUAACCUAAACUUGUUGGAACCAGAAGGAUCCCUCACUGUCCGAGAGGCUUCUACUGAAGUAACUGGCCUUCUCCAAAGUGCAGUGGAUAAGGCCUUGCAAAGUGAGAAUGGUCAGCUUGAUCUUUUUCUUCGCUUCCUUCUUGGCCUCUCACAGGAAUCAGAUCAGUUGAAGAGUAUUCUUGCCACCAUGAGGAGUACUUUACCAAGUAAUGAGGAAGUUAUUGAGUACAUCAAGGAGAAAAUCAGUCAAACUCUUUCCCCAGAAAGAUGCAUCAAUCUCUUCCACUGCCUCAGUGAGCUUAAUGACCAGUCUCUUGUAGAGGAGAUCCAGAAGUGUCUGAGUUCUGGUAGUUUGUCAGAGAUCACACUUUCACCUUCACUUUGGUCUGCUCUGGUUUUUGUGUUGCUGACAUCCAAGGAUGAGUUGAAUGAGUUUGAUCUGAGAAAAUAUUCCAGAUCUGAGGAGGGUCUCCAGCGGCUGUUACCGGUGAUUAAGGAAUCCAAAAUAGCUUUGCUUAAAGAAUGCAACCUUACUGAGAAAGGCUGUGAGAUGCUUUCCAAAGUUCUAUUUAGUUCGUGUCUAAAAGAGCUGGACUUGAGUGAUAAUGACCUGCAAGACAAAGGAGUGAAACUUCUCCUUGAUGGACUGGGAAAUACUGCAUGCCAGCUGGAAAAACUUAGUUUGGCAUUCUGUGGAAUCACUGACUCGGGCUGUGACUCUUUGGCUAAAGCUCUGACCUCCAGCCUCAAACACUUGAAGGAGCUGGACUUGAGUUACAAUCAUCCUGGGGAGUUGGGAAUGAAGCACCUCUCCUCCAUAGAGAACGACCCUGAUCACCUCACUAUCAGGAUAAGUGACAGUGGGGAGUGUUACUUAAAAUCAGCUCUGAAGAAAUAUGCACAAGAGCUGACUGUGAACAUGAAUACAGCACAUUCAGAACUAUCUUUUUCUGAAGACAAGAAGAAAAUGAAACGAUUGGAAGAAAGUCAGAAAUACCCUGACAACCCAGAGAGAUUUGAAGACUGGGGACAAGUGCUUUGUAAUGAGGGUCUCCGUGAUCGGUGCUACUGGGAAAUAGAGUGGUCUGGGGAAUGGAUGGGUAUAGGAGUUGCAUAUAAAGGAAUCAGCAGGAAAGGUAAAGGGAAUGAACCAGUCCUUGGCUACAAUGAUCAGUCCUGGAGUCUACGCUACUGCAAAGGCAAAUACACCGUCUGGCACAAUAAGAAUGAUGAUGCACCCAUAUCUGUUCCCUAUUUCAACUCCAAGAGGGUUGGAGUGUUCUUAGACUGGACAGCUGGCACGCUGACCUUCUAUGCAGUGUCUUCACAGACCAUGAUUCACCUGCACACUUUCCACACUGAAUUCACUGAGCCAUUGUAUCCAGGCUUCAGACUGGGAGAGCCACGUGCUACAUUAAUUUUACGCCAGCCAGAAUAUCUUUAAAUGGUGAUAGCCCCUGCAGACAACAGUUUGUAGAGUACAGUUUUACAGUAUUGACAAUUAUGUGAACGCUGUAAAACAAAUGAAGGGAUUUCAGAAGACCUUGUAUGUGAUUUUCAUGCUGUGGCUGUUCAAUGUAUAUACUGUACAUCUCAAACAUUUAAGUGAUUUCAACAAGUUUUUUUUGUCGUUUUUUUAAUCAAGUUCUAGUUUUGUAGCAAGUGGAUAUCAAAGCUGUGAAAAGCUGUCUGUCUUUAACCCUGAAUUGAAUCAGCAGAAGAGGACGGAAGAAUGUAUUUUUUCCUAUAACUAACAAUUUCAAGGAAAUUGGUAAUAAAUUACAUAUUUUAAAUCUUAAUAUCUAUUUUCUGUAAUGAGUUUUUUUUAUGUUAAAGUGUUUGUAUUAUGUUUUUUAUGCUUUUGUGAUGAGGGAUGGGAUAUGGAUCAAUAGGUGACAGUAUUGAGAAAAUAUACUAGAAGCUUGUGAAAUCAAGCUGUAAUAAAUAAUCAUCAGAACGAUCCCAUUGCAAACCAAAAGUGUGGGCAUUGGAUUUAUUUUCACAUUUUAAAAAUACAGAUAAGCGUACUAGGUUCACAUGCACCAUCUGCCUGGGCUCUUUCUUUGUGGAGUUUGCAUGCUAUCAGAAUGUUUCCAUGUCCAGUCCAAAGACAUGCAGUUAGUGGGCUUGGCUUAAUUGGUUAUCUGAAUGGGCGUGAUUGCAAGUGGAUAUCAGCGUGGGAAAAAAAAACCCACACAGCAACUCACUCAUAUUACCAAUGAUUAAUUGGAAAAAUAUAUUUUGUCCUCAGUCAUAAAAUGUUUUGUGGUACUGGUUCUUCCCAUGGGUCAAAUGUAAUGUUAACUUCAGUUACGUUAUAUUGAUCAGCCACAACAGUAAAACCACUGACAGAUUUUAAAUUAAAUGUGUCCCUUGCACUCAAAGAACUGUUCAGGAACAAUUAAAAGAUUACAGCAAAGAACCAAAGGCCCUGACUCAACCUCCUUCCUAUUCCAAUCUGAGUAUCAGUGGGAUGACAGUGAACAUGCCUGAUCCAUGGAAGUCCCACUCAGCAACCCACAGGACCAAAGGAACCAGUACCCCAGUGCCUAAUGCUACACAGUGAUCGGCAGGUGAUUUUCAUGCUGUGGCUGUUCAAUGUAUGUACUGUACAUCUCAAACAUUUAAACUACAGUUACGGUGCUUAUGGGGAACAAACAUAUAUUUAUACAUAAGAAUUAAGAAACAGCAUAUCGUAUUUUUUUUCCUUUUUUAUAUCACGAGGAUAGAAAAAAUGUCCAGCGCAAAGUUUAUGGAUAUGUGGAGGUUAAAAGCAAACAAAAAGUAUGAUUGGCUAAAACUGGUUGAUGCAUAUCAAACAGUUGAAAUGAAAAAAAAAACUUUUUUAAAUUUUUGUGCAAAGCUAGGUGAACCUUGUGCUAUAUUGACAUAAUGAUAAAAUAAUAUUAAAAUAUGGAAACACAAACUCUAGUCUAUUUUUUUAAUCGAAUUAUACUAAAAUCUGAAAAAAAGAAGGAAAAUAAAAAAUAUAUCUCUAUUUUCUGUUGCCUACAUUGCAGAGGGUGACUUUGCUUCUAAACAGGAAAAUGAGUGGGAAAGGUUAAAGUGUGUGUAACCCAAAGGACCAGACAGGACGCAGAAACUCGUGUUGGGCUUUUGUUUAUUUGUUCGUAAUGUCAUUGUUUGCUUUAGCACUUUUCGGUGCUCACUGCUCCAGAAACUGUCUUCCUCUCCAGCCUGGCCGCCACUGAAACGGAAGGGAUGAUUAUAUGAUGCUUGCUAUGCUCCGAAAACAAGCCUUCCCAGUCGCCACAGCCUGAACACUCUGUUUGACUCCUCCCUUGCAACCGAGCCACCAACCACACACCGCCACACACCCCCAGCAGGAAAUCAGCCACAGCCAUCUGAACCCCCAUCCUAUGGACCCUGGAGGGCCAGAAACCACUAUAUGAUCCGGCCAUUAGAGAGCACAUACCGAAAGGACUGAAAUGAAUUUAAUUUGACUUUAAAACCAUGCUGAGUGUUCGUCAUGUGAGCCAUGAUGACAUGAGGUGGUGACUGUGUUUGAUAUGAAGCUGAAUCCAGUGUAUGUAGUGAACUUUGUGCUGAUGAGUAGUUUAGUGAUCAGAGUCCAUGUAGUUUCCAGGAUCAGACUGAAUGCAGUGCAGUGCUGGAAGCUGCUGCUGACUGUGUGAAUGUGUGUCUGUGCUGCUUGUUGCUGCUGUCAAACUUCAGAUGAGCAGGUAGUGAAGCCCGU